AUGCCGUUGACCGACGAGCAGCUAAAGGCGAUCGAGCAGGCCCGCUCGCCGAGUGCCAUCGCCGAGGACGCGCAAGGCGGGCGUAUCAACCUGCUGCUGGCAGCCGCCGCGUCGGGCAAGACGACGACGAUGCUCGCGCUGAUCGAGGUGCUGCAUGCGCUCGGCCACGGCUCACGGGGCGGCACCUACACGCUCUACGCCGUGUUCAACGCGAACGCGAGGGGUGACGCCGACAAGAGGAUGCACAAGCUGUCGGCAGGUGCGAAAAGGUCGGUGGACUGUCGCACUACGCACUCGGCGGCUCAACACUGCACCCCGGAGCUGAAGAACAACAUCCAGUUCCCCAAAAACUCGGCGCGCCGCGAGUGGCGCUGUCCGGAGAUGGGGGGCGGAGCGAUCGAGAAGUACGUCCGGCGAGUCUGCGGUGACGAGAUCCGCGAGCACGUCAUGAGCGGGAGCUCGCCGCCGAGCACCGACAAACAGCGGCAGCGCGACGAGGAGCUCUGCGCGUUUUGGAUUUACAAGACGUGGCUCAACUGGGUGCAGAAGGCGGGCUGCCUCGGGGCCCUCGCCCCGGCCAACAUCGACGCCUCCACCCGGAUCGGCAAGCUGACCUACUACCCGUGCGUCAAGAACUGGACCGGCGAGGGCGGUGAGGAGGGGCGGCGGAGGCAGCGGCUGCCGGGCUGCUUCCCGGGCACCUUCUACACGGCGUGCGCCGUCAAGCUGUGGCACGCGAUGAUGGCGGAGCGGCUCUUUGUGACGCACGACGCCUACCUCAAGUACGCGCAGCUGUCGAAGCACCCCUUCGGCUGGUUCGACGCGCUCCUCCUCGACGAGAGCCAGGACCUGACCGAGUGCCAGGUGGAGCUCCUCGUCGUGAACCAGCCUCAGGCAGACAUCUUCGUGGUGGGCGACGCGGUGCAGUCGCUCUACUCUUGGCGCGGCGCGGCACCCAAGCAGCUGCGGCAGCUGCGGCAGCGCGUCGCGCCUCGCGCCGUCAAGGAUGAUCUGAGCAUGACGCGCAGCUUCCGGUUCGGGCCCGGCAUCGCGCGCAUCGCCAACCACUUCCUCUUCCUCAAAAAGCACAGCCGGCAGCACAGCUUGUGGCACCACUACACGAUCAGCGGCGCGGGGAAGCUGCCGGUCCUGUACGUCGGCGGCGAGCCGCUGAGCGGGCGGCGGACUGUCGUCGGCCGCUCCAACGCGGGCCUCCUGUGCGAGGCCUUCGCGCUGCUGUCGGCCGACCCGACGGUCAAGGUUGCGCUGCUCGGCCCCAAAGACACCACCUACGAGAGGUUCGAGGGGAUCUGCGACGAUGUGCUCGUGCUGCAGCCGCACUUCAAGGCGGAGGACGGCUUCUCCUUCAGGGGCGCGCAGUACGACUCGUGGGAGGACUUUGAGCAGGAGGUCGAGGACCGAGAGAUGCCGUACGGGCCUCACCUCUCUCUGCUGCGCAAGUUUGCCAGCGGCGGCGACGAAGGCGGCGGCGGCGGCGGCGGAGGCGGAGGCGGCGGCGGAGGAGGCGGCGGCGGCGGCGGCGGCGGGUCUAGCGGCGAUGGUGGAGGCCAAUUGGCGGAGUUGGUUGACCUGUUUCGGGAGCACGUGUUGCGCCGGCGGCUGGCGGAGGACGAGUGCGAGGUGCUGCUCACGACGGCGUGCGGUGCAAAGGGCCUGGAGUGGGACAAUGUCAAGGUGCUCGAUGACUACGCCAAGCUAAUGACCUUCGAGCGCGUGCCGGAGGAGGAGCUGCAGCAGGGCGGCGAAUACGCGUCCAUCCAGGCGGAAGGCGCGUCGCCACAUCGUGGCGCGCCGAUGCGUUUCUGCUUGCCCGGGGACUGGAAGGGUCUAGAAUCGCAGAAACGCGACGAGCUCAACUCGUGGUACGUCGCCGUGACGCGGGCGCGGCAGCGCCUGCAGCUGCCCAGCCGGUUCUGGGCGUUGCAUGACGCCGUGUGGGGCGGUGGAGACUUCCGCCCGGACCCAUCCGAGGAGAGCGCGCCUCAGUACACCGCGGAGGAGGUCGAGGGCAUCAAUGCGCUCCUCGCCAAGAUGCGUGGCGCGCUCCCACCAGCCGGCGCCGAGAUGGAGGACGAGCUCAGCCAGGGCAGCAGCGUGGCGACGGCCGCCCCCUCCGCCCACGGCACCCCCUCCUCGUUGCCCUCCUGCUCCGCCGUCUCGCCAGCAGGCUCGGCGCUUCGAGGCCUCGCGCUUGCGGGCUUCCUCCUUGGGGUCGGCGCUCUUUCUUGGCUGGCCGUGGCUGGGCGGAUGUGGGGGGCCGACUCCACGCUCGCGGAGAGCUUAGUGUCAGCGGAGAAGGGGUGGGAGGACCGGCUGCUCGUACCGGUGGAGAAGGGGUGGGAGUGGUGGGACACCGUGCUUGCCGCGGCCGACCAGGUCCACGACAUCGGCCAGGGGAUGGGGCUUUGUCGCGGGCAUAAUGACUCGUGCCACGUGUGGGACUGCUGCCUCGAGACAGGCGAGGACGACCCCUUGGGACAACGCAAACUCUGGUGCAAUCCCUUUGGGGGCGGCGAGCAGGAAAUGUUAGUCGGCUCGGUGGGAAAGGCGCGUUGCCGCGUCUGCGAUGCGGUUGAGGGCGAGAUUGGCAAGGACACCAUCACCACAGUCAAUAGCAGCGGCACUUUUACGACGGCGAAACAGGGCGCGGUGGCGGGCUCCAUAGCGCAGACAGGGGCGAGCCCGAUUAUCAGCAGCUUCACCGCCGCGGCCGCCUCCCCGGCUCCGGUCGACGAGGAACUGGUGUCAGCCCUGCUGGCGCUGCAGUACGAGGGGAAGCCCAUCUUCGCGGCAGCUGAUGCGACGGCGGUCGCGACGGCAUUGGGUAAGGACGGCGGUACGUUCGCUGACCUGAUGGACCCCGACAUGAUCGAGGACGACGAUCUGGUGGAUUAUGUGCCCUUGAAGAUGCAGCACAACAAGAUACUCAAGCUCCGGAGCCCGCCCCCCCCCGCACCCCCCCUCGAGGCAGCAACAAUGCUACGCUAG
Emiliania huxleyi CCMP1516 is the source of this 3009-nucleotide messenger RNA. RefSeq lists its product as hypothetical. Bases 1 to 3009 code for a protein of 1002 amino acids. The transcript has 8 exons. Gene Ontology annotation, biological process: recombinational repair. The record is from RefSeq and is a predicted model, not a curated record. Gene Ontology annotation, cellular component: nucleus. Gene Ontology annotation, molecular function: ATP binding; DNA binding; 3'-5' DNA helicase activity. Lineage: Eukaryota; Haptophyta; Isochrysidales; Noelaerhabdaceae.